Zophobas morio is the source of this 633-nucleotide messenger RNA. RefSeq lists its product as uncharacterized. The coding region runs from base 63 to 482 and encodes 139 amino acids. Lineage: Eukaryota; Metazoa; Arthropoda; Insecta; Coleoptera; Tenebrionidae. The transcript is spliced from 4 exons. The record is from RefSeq and is a predicted model, not a curated record.
AUAUCACUUUACUAGAAAUAUCUUUGCCAGUAGCUUGCGCUACACAAUAAAUAAAUAUCAAUAUGAGCAAGAUCAUUUUGGUUAUAAUUUUGUCCAUACAACUACUAACAGUUAUAGCAUUCUACCCCGAAAGUUACGAUGUUGACAUCCACACUGCGAUUCAAAAAAGUUUGUAUUUACGAUACAUACUGGAAAAUAGUAGUUAUAUAAAAGUGUGUCACCAAGAUUUGUGGUGCGUGGAGAAAGAAGAACCAAUUAAAAUUCAUGAAUUGAUUAAUAAUAAUGAACAGCUGAAUAUGUCAAAUGACAACGAGAUGAAUGUGAUGUGUAUAUUUUGUUUCAAUCCAAGAAAUCUUGAAGCCGUACAAAGACCAACCCAGUACGAAGAACUGCAACUUUUCAGUAAAGGUCAUAAGGGUUGCUAUGUAUAUAAUCAGACUAAAAAAGUGCCAUACGGAUGCAAGUGUUCUGAGCUGAACUAAUAACAACGUUAAAACUAUGAAAACAUCCAUAACAAAAAAAGUAAAGUUGUUAAAAAAGAGCAAAUGGUUUCAAUUUUGAACUCCCUUACGAUAAAUAAACAAAAACUUCGUUUUCACUCUUUAUUUGUUUAGUCAUUUGGUGAAAUUUAAA